AUGAGUGAAGCACAUCAACGACAACUCUUGCUCUUUGCUGAAACUCCACAUGUCUACUUGAAGGAGUAUAGCAAAGAGUUCCAGAAGGGUUUCCUGCUUGUGUUGAAAAAUACGUUCGGAACGAAGCGAGUUCGUGCCAACGAAGUCUAUCAAGAGUAUAUCCGUGACAAGUUGCACGUUCAUAUGAAUUCAACCACAUGGCACACUCUCACUAACUUUAUCAACUAUCUCGGUUCGGAGGGAAUAUGCCGGGUGGAUCUGACCGAAAAAGGUUGGUUUAUAGCGUUGAUUGAUCAAGAAGAAGAGAUGCGUAAGGCUGAGGCAGCGCAAAAAGUGAAGGCAAACUACGAUGAUGAACAACAUCAUCAACAGCUGCUAGCGGAACGUGCGGAAAGGUCGGAUUGA
This is a messenger RNA of Anisakis simplex (herring worm), 405 nucleotides long. NCBI's taxonomy places the organism in Eukaryota, Metazoa, Nematoda, Chromadorea, Rhabditida, Anisakidae. The record is from the annotation of a GenBank genome assembly.